AUGUCGUAUAAUUUCAAACGUAUAACAUGUGUUCCAUCAGCAAGUGAUCUUAAAAAUAUUGUAUUGUCAAAGACUCAACGUAAAACACCUACUGUUGUACACAAAGCCUAUUCAAUAGGAAGAAUUCGUGCUUUUUAUAUACGAAAAAUAAAAUUUCUUCAACAAACUCUUCAUGAUAAAUUAACAGAAAUUUUAACAGAAUUUCCUAAUGUUGAGGAAGUUCAUCCUUUUUAUGCAGAUCUUAUGAAUAUAUUAUAUGAUAAAGACCAUUACAAAAUUGCUCUUGGUCAAAUGAAUACUGCCCGUCAUCUUGUUGAUGGAAUUGCUCGUGAUUAUGUUCGUAUGAUGAAAUAUGCUGAUUCAUUGUAUCGUUGUAAAAUGUUAAAAAGAGCUGCACUUGGUCGUAUGGUAAAAUUAUUAAUUAGAAAUAAGUCUAGUUUUGAAUAUCUUGAACAAGUUCGUCAACAUCUUUCUCGUCUUCCUUCUAUCGAUCCAAAUACAAGAACUUUAAUUCUUUGUGGUUUCCCUAAUGUUGGUAAAUCUUCUUUUAUUAAUAAAAUAACACGUGCUGAUGUUGAAGUUCAACCAUAUGCUUUUACAACCAAAUCUCUUUAUGUUGGACAUUUAGAUUAUAAAUAUUUAAGAUGGCAAGUUAUUGAUACUCCUGGAAUCUUAGAUCAACCUCUUGAAUGUAGAAAUACAAUUGAAAUGCAAGCUGUAACUGCUCUUGCUCAUUUAAAAGCUACUGUUGUUUUCAUGAUGGAUGUAAGUGAACAAUGUAAUCAGACAAUUGAAGAGCAAGUUCAUUUAUUUGAAAGUAUUCGUCCAUUGUUUGCAAACAAACCUGUUGUUCUUGGUCUUAAUAAAGUUGAUAUUAUUAAAAGAGAAGAACUUCCUAUUGAGAAACAAAAAGUUUUAGAGGAAGUUGAAGCUAGUGGUAUUACAAUUGUACAAUUAUCUACUGUUUCUGAAGAAGGAGUUUCUAAUUUGAAAAAUUAUGCAUGUGAAUCACUUCUUGCUCAACGUGUAGAAGAGAAGCUUCAUAAUAAAAAAGUUAAUGAUUAUGGUGUAUUAAGUCGUGUAUUCGUUGCAUACCCAGAAAAUAGAGAUGAAAAAACUCGUUUACCAUUUAUUCCAGAUAGUGCUAAACAAAAAUUGAUACAAAAAAAAGUUCAAUCAAUGGAAACAAAUGAAAUUGAAGACGAUUUAUCUUUAUAUAGAGAUGAAAAGACUAGACGUCUUGAACGUGAAAUAGAACUUGAAAUGGGAAAUAAAUAUAUUUUAGAUCUUAAAAAAAGAUAUAUGCUUAAAAAUGAAGAUGAGAAGUAUGACAUUAUUCCAGAAGUAUGGGAAGGACAUAAUAUUUCUGAUUUUGUUCAUUCAAGUUAUGAUAAAUUAUAUGAAAAAAUUAAGACAGAUGAGAAUGCACGUGAAAUUGCAGGUGUUUAUGAUGCUGAUAUGGAAACAGAUGAUGAAGAAACAAAAGAACUCUUAGAAAUUUCUAAAAAGAUAACACACAAAGAACAAUUAAUACGCUUAGAUUCUCGUCUUCGUGAUCGUAUAAAUACAGCAAAACAAUCUCGUGUCAUUGCACGUAAAUCUGAACGUACUAAAGAGAAAUUGCAAGAACAACUUGGUUCACUUGGAAUUAAUGUUUCUGAGGAACGUCUACAAAAUAUGCAUGCUGAAUCUGAGAAACCACUUCAUGGAAAGAAGAUGAAGAUUGGAUUUGUACCAACAAUUAAAGCUCCAGCUAGAAUUCCUAAAAGACUUCUUUCUAUGCCAUCUACAACAGCUCGUGUUAAAGCCUCCAGAUUACAUAAAUUUGCCAAUAGACUUACAAGAACUGAAGGUAAAAAAGGUGAAGCUGAUAGACAUGUUUACACAAAGAUGCCUAAACAUUUGUUCUCCGGAAAAAGAGGAAUUGGCAAGACCGAUAGACGUUAA
Molecule: messenger RNA, 1947 nt
Organism: Strongyloides ratti
Lineage: Eukaryota; Metazoa; Nematoda; Chromadorea; Rhabditida; Strongyloididae
Product: Probable nucleolar GTP-binding protein 1
Exons: 2
Coding region: 1-1947 (648 amino acids)
Biological process (GO): ribosomal large subunit biogenesis
Cellular component (GO): nucleolus
Molecular function (GO): GTP binding; RNA binding; GTPase activity
Source: RefSeq, a predicted model, not a curated record